This is a messenger RNA of Tripterygium wilfordii, 2865 nucleotides long. RefSeq names its product PHD finger protein At1g33420-like. NCBI's taxonomy places the organism in Eukaryota, Viridiplantae, Streptophyta, Magnoliopsida, Celastrales, Celastraceae. Bases 478 to 2592 code for a protein of 704 amino acids. The transcript is spliced from 5 exons. The record is from RefSeq and is a predicted model, not a curated record.
UAUCUGUAAAGGGUAUUUACGUAAUUGAGCACGGACACUGGACUGAACCUUCAAAAGCGCUAAACACGCUUAACGGCUAAGUUUUCGACGCUUUAAAAAGAUCCGUCUCUCUGUUCUCCCAAGUCCCACCACUAAACACGACUCUCGCGAUUUCCCAAAAAUAUUAAUAUUAAAAAUACAGCGAAAUUUGUUAUCUGCUAAUUGGAUGAUAAAAUACAAAAAAAACAGCCUUCGUUUGUUUCGUUGAUUGAUCAUGAUCGUGAAAUCAGAGGCUCCACAGAGUCACUGGAAACCCUAAUACCGAACGUUCGUUUUUCCCUCCAUCCUUUUGACCAUCUCAAAGAGCUACCAGCUCUCUCUGUCUUUAUCUCAACAUCUUUUUCGUCGUCAGAUCUGAUAUCUUGACCUCCAGAUCUAGGUCUGUCUAGGCUGCUUAAGCUCCACGCGCCGCAACGAUUACUUCACGCGCCCGCGAACAUGGUGGUGAACGGGAGGCCUUUGAAGAGGAUGAAGAGGAGAGUCACGGCGGAUCUCCACGACUUCCUGACGUUCCCUUCGUCAGCUACGGGAGGUAACGGGCCUUUCAGGGUGAACGUUAGGGAGUUCCUGACGGAGCACGCGCUGUUGCCUCCGCCUUCGUCGCUGCUGCCACACCUGCUUACGUGGCAGAUCUCCUUCCGCGUCGGUGAACCGACGGACGAACCCGACUCGGCCUCGCCCGUCGUGUGCGUCGACGUGGUCGAGGAAGACGUUGCCAAAUCUAGAUCCGUGUACUGCGAUCAGUGCCGAGUUGUUGGCUGGAGUGGAAAUCCCGUGUGUAGCAAGCGAUACCAUUUUAUAAUAAAGGCGGAUGGUGCUUCUAUUGGUGGAUAUCACAAGCCAUGCACACGGUGUGGGGACAUUCUGCAUUUGUCUGAAUCCAGGUGUAAGAUGUGCAAUCAUGUAACGACUACGGAUGAUGUCGAAGAUUGGAUUUAUCAGCAAUUAGAGGACACCACCCAUCUUUUGCAUGGUGUGAUACAUGUGAAUGGUUAUGGGCAUCUUCUAAGAGUCAAUGGUAGGGAAGGAGGCUCUAGGAUCCUUUCUGGGUGUCAUAUCAUGAAUUUUUGGGAUCGACUAUGCAAAGCUCUUGGAGUCAGAAAGGUUAGUGUGAUGGAUGUGUCAAAAAAGUAUGGAUUGGAAUAUCGGCUGCUGCAUGCAAUCACCAAGGGCCAUCCAUGGUAUGGUGACUGGGGAUAUGAAUUCGGCUCUGGUAGUUUUGCUCUCACUCUUGAUGCAUACAAAUCUGCUGUCGAAACCCUAUCUGGCAUGCCAUUGUCAGUAUUUCUUUCUCAAGGAAGGCAACAGCCCACUUGGUUGCAGGACAGAAUCUCAUUUUACCAAUCAUUAUCCGAGCGUCGGGUUGUAAAUAUUAGAGAACUAUUCAGUUAUUUAAUGAGUUUGAUCCACAUCGCUCACAAGUCUUCAUCAGGGGUAAAUACUACCUUCUUUAAAAGACAAGGUUCGUCUGGAAUCUCUCGUACGUGGGAUAAGAGUGAUAUUGAACGUGUGAAUGAAGCAAUAUUUAGAGUUCUGCGGGCAGUGAGUGGGUCCAAGUGGGCAAGUUCUCGUGCUCUUAGAGGUGCUGUUUGUAGAAUAGGUUCGCCCGAUCUCCUUGAUCAUUGCUUGAAGGAACUAGGAGGUAAGUCAGCUGCUAAUGCGAUGGUGGUUCAUACUCGACAAAAUCCUGUUUCUGGUGCUCUAGAGUUCAGACUUGAACCUGGAAGUCCUCCUGAAGUAAUCACCUGUGGCAGUGAUUCUUCUGUCAUUAAGAGCCCAUGCCCAUCUUUAGAAGUCCUUAUGCAAGACCUUCAAUUUUUCUAUGAAACUAUACAUCACCCUCAAACCAUAUUGAGCUGUUCACCUGAGGCAACAAGGGAUCUUGUGAUUUGCUCAGCUGAGAAGCUUCUUGACUGCAAGCAAUUUGUAAAAGAAUACAAGCCUGAGAAGCAAGCGAGUUUGAACCCAUCUAUUAUAUGCCUCUCAUGCCAGAUGGAACUUUCUGAUGAAUCUGACAAGUUUGCCCCUAACCCACCCCCAGAACUGAUUAUCUUGCCCCUUACUGCAAGUGUUGCUGAUCUGAAGCACGAAGCAUCACGAGCUUUUCAAGAUGUAUAUUUGAUGUUUAAAAGAUUUGAAGCCGAAGAGCUGCUUGGCUAUGGUGGUGUUGAUGAUUCCAUCCAGGUCAAGCUUUUGUUAGGGUCAACUGAAUCAGUUUGUGUCCGAGGAAGAUGUGCAGGGAAGACCGGUCUUAGCAAGUACAGAAUGGAAAGAGGGACUGAGAGGUGGACAGUGGAUUGCAUUUGUGGGGCUAAGGAUGAUGACGGGGAGAGGAUGCUGGCUUGCGAUGUUUGUGGGGUGUGGCAGCACACUAGGUGUUCUGGUAUUCAAGACUCUUACUCCGUGCCUGCAAGGUUUGUCUGCCAUCGAUGCAGAGGCUCCGACCACGUGAACAAAGUCAAUGGGCAGUGCAAGGAUGAGAAGAUGACUGAUGCAGUCGGUGGUAACAGUAGCAGCUUUGGAAAGAGCUUAACAGCUGAUGAUGUUCGCUAGAUUUUGUAUUUUGUAAAUGUUGUUAGGAGGGCGUUCCUUUGGCCUUGAAUGAACGUGUACAUAAGUAUUAGGCCCACUAAUUUCGUCAUUCCAGUUGUUCCUCCUUCCAAUUCCUCUCACCUCUUGUUCCCUUUGUAUAUACAUUUUCAUCAGAUGGUCAGCUUAUGGCAUGGAAAACAAGAAGAAAAUGAGGGGAGAAAACUGAAAGAAAAAAAAAUGUUGACGAAGAUCAAUGGACAAAAAUAUUUUCUUUUUGGGAUAUUUUGCUUUGAA